Molecule: messenger RNA, 2191 nt
Organism: Gloeophyllum trabeum ATCC 11539
Lineage: Eukaryota; Fungi; Basidiomycota; Agaricomycetes; Gloeophyllales; Gloeophyllaceae
Exons: 7
Coding region: 11-2191 (726 amino acids)
Source: RefSeq, a predicted model, not a curated record
CUUAACCACCAUGGCUGCACCAGAAUCGAUGACCACUCAGAACCUCACCGCCGUGUUCGUCAUGAACAAGACAUUGAGUGACAGUACGGACAAGAUCCUCGAGCUGCAGGGCGUCAGCUGGUUCAAGCGAAAGAUCAUCGCCAGCUCGUCGCUGACGCUGUACGUGAAGCACUACAAGAGCGAGUCAGAUGGCCAAGAGCAUAUCGACAUCAAGCAAGUCCUCAGUGGCGGUAUCAGUGGCUCGGAUGAAGAGCGGACUCUGGACUGGCAAGAGAGGCAUAAGGACGACAGCACUUUCGGGGCCGUAAUCGGCAAGUCGAAGAGGAUGAAAGUUGAGGAAGUCGAGGACGAGUACUUGCGGAAUGGAUGGACUGAGGACACAAUCGAGCAUGGUGUUAUUUGCUCGUACGUUGUCAGUGACACGGAGAAGAGCAAGACGACGUGGACGGCGCACCAGAUAUGGGGUUUCGAAGUGGUCAACGAGGAGCGGAGACAUGUAAGACACCUGAAGUUCACUGGACCCAAGGGCGAAGAAAUCAAGGCCAGGUUGGUUUAUGAUUACUAUGACCCUUCCCCCUUGCUAGACUAUACCUUCCGCAGAGGCCACAAAUCAUUCAGUCUGGCCCUUGAGUCAACACUGAUCCGUGUCACCCGUCCCUUAACGAACCCUUGGCUUUUCGUCCUCCUCGCAGCGGCCUAUAUUAUCGGCCUCGCGUUCCUGUCGCGUGCAAACUCGUUUCAGACACCGUCCGAUGCAUGGGUGGAUUGCACAUCGACCUACUGGCUUGCAAAUGAUGGAUGUGGCCUAAACGGAGAAGCAUGCGGACCGUUCGAGGAUCAGACUUUCGACUUCCGCUGUCCGUCGCAAUGCAUGUCUGUCGUACUGCAGAACCCGAGGACAGUUGGGGAUGAACAGGUUGACUUCGUCCCGCUCAUAGUCGGAGGUGGGGACUCCAAUAAGACGUAUAGAGGCGACAGCUUCAUAUGCGCAGCAGCCGUGCAAGCCGGCAUGUUCAGUGACACUACCGGUGGUUGUGCCACUUUGCAGCUGGCCGGAAACUUCACCGACUUCUUGGGUACAACCGCUCACGGUCUAACCUCAAUAGGGUUUCCUACCGUAUUCCCACUAUCCUUCCGGUUCAGCCCAAGCAACAGUCUUAGCCACUGUACGGACCUCCGCAACCCCGCUCUCGCCUUCGAUAUCCUGGUUACAUGGCUCCUCUUCUGGAUACUUCGACCCAGGCCUAUCGUUCUUUACUGGUGCCUAGUCUGUAUCGGCUACUGGCAUGUUGCACUCUUCUCUCAGCCUCAAGGCACUCCUCCUCCUCUAGACACCGCGUUCGGCACUUUUCUACCCGCUCUAUUCAUUGCAUAUGGGUUCUGGCGACUUGCUUUCCGAUUCGUGUUGCCUGCCUUCUCCAAGGCGCCAAUCGAGGCGUCCAUCUGGUACCUCGCAACCUUUUGGGCAGGCGUGCUCACGAAUAUUACCACGGAUAAGAUACCUAUCGAUCGACUCGUAGCUUCAGACAUUGCUCAGCGGCCUGGCGCCGUCACGGCUCUGAUUAUAAUCAUCAUUAUCCUCGUCGUAAUAGUAAUCAACCAAAUACGAGUCAUACGAAAGACCGGGUGGUUGCCUCACUAUGCCCGCUGGUAUAUCAUAGGCGGGUUGGUCACUCUAGUCUUAGCACUCUUGCCUGGGUUGGAGCUUCGUAUCCAUCAUUAUAUUCUUGCAAUGGUGCUUAUUCCUGGGACGGCGUUCCCUACGAGGUUGUCUGCCAUAUACCAGGGAUUCUUGCUUGGUAUGUUCUUAAACGGCGCCGCGGCGUUUGGGUUUGAUUCGAUACUGCAGACGGUGGCAGAUCUUCGGCGGGACGCCCCGUUAGGCACUGAUCUUCCGACCUUCCUGACGAACUCUACAACCUUCAACGCGUCCAUUCCCCUUCAGAGCCAGGUAAUCUUCUGGAGUCCAAUCCCCGAUGGCGAGUCAUGGGACGGCUUCGCUUUAUUGGUGGACGACGUCGAGCGUUACGUAGGCACGGCAUUGAACUACUCACUGUCCUCGCUACAAGCUGGACUACCGCAUUUCUUCCGACUAGCGUUCACGAACAACGGGGAAGCUGGUGAUUUCACCAUGCCCGCUGCGCUCUGGCCGAACGGAACAUGGACAGACCCCUUGCCUGGACCUUCUUAG